Molecule: messenger RNA, 3869 nt
Organism: Pseudophryne corroboree (corroboree frog)
Lineage: Eukaryota; Metazoa; Chordata; Amphibia; Anura; Myobatrachidae
Product: zinc finger protein 260-like
Exons: 1
Coding region: 39-2057 (672 amino acids)
Source: RefSeq, a predicted model, not a curated record
AUGGACCCACAAGCAGGAAUAUCUCAGAAGGACAUCUAAUGUUAUCCCUGGAUUGUGACAUAACAGAUAACGACAGUAGACAGGAUUCUCCAGGAGAUAACCUCAUUACCCCAAUUAUACAUCCAGCUCUAUCAACUGAUCCCCCUGAUCCUGGGAAAUCUUCUCCUGAUCACUCUGAUAUUGGUGCAUCUAUUACAGCUCUGAGAUUAGAUACAGAGUUUCCCUGUUCUACAGAUGCCAAAUGUUUUACACAGAACACAAACCGUAUUACUCAUCAGCCAGCUAAGGCAGGUGGAAGGCCAUUUCCAUGUUCUGAGUGUGGGAAAUGUUUUACAUAUAAAUCAGAUCUUGUUACACAUCAGAGACGUCACACUGGUGAGAAGCCAUUUCCAUGUUCUGAGUGUGGGAAAUUUUUUACAAGUAAAUCAAAUCUUGUUACACAUCAGAGACUUCACACAGGUGAGAAGCCGUAUUCCUGUUCUGAGUGUGGGAAAUGUUUUGCACAGAAAUCUGAUCUUUUUAAACAUCAGAGAAGUCACACAGGUGAGAAGCCGUAUUCCUGUUCUGAGUGUGGGAAAUGUUUUGCAUCGAAAUCAUAUCUUGUUACACAUCAGAGAAAUCACACAGGUGAGAAGCCGUAUUCCUGUUCUGAGUGUAUGAAAUGUUUUCCACAGAAAUCAGAUCUUAUUACACAUCAGAGAAGUCACACAGGUGAGAAGCCGUAUUCCUGCUCUGAGUGUGGGAAAUUUUUUGCAUCGAAAUCAAAUCUUGUUACACAUCAGAGAAGUCACACAGGUGAGAAGCCGUAUUCCUGUUCUGAGUGUGGGAAAUGUUUUACAUCGAAAUCGGAUCUUUUUAAACAUCAGAGAAGGCACACAGGUGAGAAGCCGUAUUCCUGUUCUGAGUGUAUGAAAUGUUUUACACAGAAAUCAGGUCUUGUUACACAUCAGAGAAGGCACACAGGUGAGAAGCCGUAUUCCUGUUCUGAGUGUAUGAAAUGUUUUCCACAGAAAUCAGGUCUUGUUACACAUCAGAGAAGUCACACUGGUGAGGAGCCAUUUCCAUAUUCUGAGUGUGGGAAAUUUUUUACAAAUAAAUCAAAUCUUGUUACACAUCAGAGAAGUCACACAGGUGAGAAGCCGUAUUCCUGUUCUGAGUGUGGGAAAUGUUUUGCACAUAAAUCAUCUCUUUUUAAACAUCAGAGAAGUCACACAGGUGAGAAGCCGUAUUCCUGUUCUGAGUGUGGGAAAUGUUUUGCAUCGAAAUCAAAUCUUGUUACACAUCAGAGAAGUCACACAGGUGAGAAGCAGUAUUCCUGUUCUGAGUGUAUGAAAUGUUUUCCACAGAAAUCAGAUCUUAUUACACAUCAGAGAAGUCACACUGGUGAGAAGCCAUUUCCAUGUUCUGAGUGUGGGAAAUUUUUUGCAUCGCAAUCAAUUCUUGUUACACAUCAGAGAAGUCACACAGGUGAGAAGCCGUAUUCCUGUUCUGAGUAUGGGAAAUGUUUUGCAUCAAAAUCAAAUCUUGUUGCACAUCAGAAAAGUCACACAGGUGAGAAGCCGUAUUCCUUUUCUGAGUGUGGGAAAUGUUUUGUAUCGAAACCAAAUCUUGUUACACAUCAGAGAAGUCACACAGGUGAGAAGCCAUAUUCCUGUUCUGAGUGUGGGAAAUGUUUUCCACAGAAAUCGGCUCUUGUUACACAUCAGAGAAGUCACACAGGUGAGCAGCCAUAUUCCUGUUCUGAGUGUGGGAAAUGUUUUGCACACAAAUCAUCUUUUGUUAGUCAUCAGAGAAGUCACACAGGUGAGAAGCCGUAUUCCUGUUCUGUGUGUGGGAAAUGUUUUCCACAGAAAUCGGCUCUUGUUACACAUCAGAGAAGUCACACAGGUGAGAAGCCGUAUUCCUGUUCUGAGUGUGGGAAAUUUUUUGCAACGAAAUCAAAUCUUGUUACACAUCAGAGAAGUCACACAGGUGAGAAGCCGUAUUCCUGUUCUAAGUGUGGGAAAUGUUUUACACAGAAAUCAGGUCUUGAUACACAUCAGCGAUUUCACAGGUGAGAAGCCAUUUUCAUGCUGUGAGAAAUAAAUCCGCUCUUGUUGAACAUAUUAGACAUUACCCAAGCAAGGAAACAUUUAAAUCUUCUGGAGUAUAAUUAUCACUGUCAUGCAAUGUUCCUCAAGGGUCAAUCCUAUCUCCUAUGCUUCAUGCAAUAUACAGUCUGGUCCAUAUAUGUUGGGACAUCGACACAAUUCUCAUAUUUUGGGCUCUAUACACCACCACAAUGGAUUUGAAAUUAAACAAACAAGAUGUGCUUUAACUGCAGACUUUCCGCUUUAAUUUGAGGGUAUAUACAUCAAAAUCAGGUGAACGGUGUAGGAAUUAAAAUGGUUUUUAUAUGUGCCUCCCACUUUUUAAGGGACCAAAAGUAAUGGUACAAACUAAACAAUCCUAAAUCAAAUAUUGUAAAUCAGAUCAGUGCGCUCGUCCAGUUCAACAAAAAAUACUUUACUACUUAAUGUGGUCGCAGCCCGGAUCAGUGUUUCGUGAAUUGAGCUUUGACAUAUUUUCCAAGGGCGAUCUGAUUACCAUCUCCUAGAUGAAGACCUGGAUACAAUAUCCAUACUGAUAUGCAAAUAUUUAUUUAUCUGGUACGCAUAUAAAUUUUGUGUGAUAACUGAAUUUAAUCCCACAUACGGAAAUAUACUACGCUAUAUAGCGAUUCUUUGUGUCUCCUAGCAGCAUUUAGAUCCCAGCAGUAACCUGGACUAAAGAAUGGGGGACGGAUACGCCAUGUGUCAAGCCGUAAUCCGUACGCUAUAAUAUUCUUGCGUGUGACAAAACUAGUGAUGAGCGGAUUCGGUUUUACUCUGUUCUCAAAACGGCAUCUUAUUGGCUUACAGAUGUCAUGUGUUUUGUAUAGCCAAAAAGAUUCUGUUUUGAGAUCCGAGUAAAACCGAAUCCGCUCAUCACUAGACAAAACUGAUUGAAAAAUACUACACCAUAGUCGCUCUCUUGUUUCUUCCUUUGUUUCCAGAAUCCUAAAUCAAACUUUUACUUUUUAAUACUUUGUUGCAAAUCCUUUUGUCAGUUACAGCCUGAAGUCUGGAAAGCAUAGACAUCACCAGACGCUGGGUUUCAUCCCUGGUGAUGCUAUGCCAGGCCUCUACUGCAAAUGUCUUCAGUUCCUGCUUGUUCUUGGGGCAUUUUCUCUUCCGUUUUGUCUUCAUCAAGUGAAAUGCAUGCUCAAUCGGAUUCAGGUCAGGUGAUUGACUUGGCCAUUGCAUAACAUUCCACUUAUUUGCCUUAAACGCUUUGGUUGCUUUCGCAGUAUGCGUCGGGUCAUUGUCCAUCUGCACUGUGAAGCGCCUUCCAGUGAGUUCCGAAACAUUUGACUGAAUAUGAGCAGAUAAAACUGCCCAAAACACUUCAGCAUUCAUCCUGCUGCUUUUAUCAGUAGUCACAUCAAUAAAUACAAGGAAACCAGUUCCAUUGGCAUCCAUACAUGCCCACGCCAUGACACUACCACCACCAUGCUUCACUGAUGAGCUGGUAGGUUUUGGAUCAUGAGCAGUUCCUUUCCUUCUCCAUACUCUUUUCUUCCCAUCACUCUGGUACAAGUUGAUAUUUGUCUCAUCUGUCCAUAGGAUGUUGUUCCAGGACUGUAAAGGCUUUUUUAGAUGUUGUUUGCAAACUCUAAUCUGGUCUUCCUGUUUUAUUGCUCACCAAUGGUUUACAUCUUGUGGUGAACCCUCUAUAUUCACUCUUGUGAAGUCUUCUCUUGAUUGUUGACUUUGACACAUAUACACCUAUCUCCUGGAGAGUGUUCUUGAUCUGGGCAACUGUUGUGAUGGGGUUCGUGCUAUUUAGUA